AUCCUUUUAUGAAGAUUCGCGGUCACCGCUGUUUUCCUUUCGACGUAGACGGACGAGAGCUUUCUGAGUUUCUGUAACCUUCGCCAAAGUCAAUGGAUGGAGUCGUGGUUUCGUGGGGCGCAAUUAAGUUGUCGGCACUAUAUAACAACCCCAUGUUCUUCAUUCUGACAACGUCGUAUCAGUGGAGCAUAUGACCAUUCGCAUUCCUCGGUCCAGCUUGCAGGCGAGAAUGGCUGAAGAGAUCAGCAAGGCCUCCGCCGCCGCAUCAGCCUCUGCAUCUGCUACAACAACGCCCGUUACAUCAUCGACGAUAUCCAGAUCGCUGUGGCCCUCUGUUCUCCGUUGGAUCCCUACCUCUACUGACCACAUCAUCGCCGCCGAAAAACGCCUUCUCUCUUUAGUCAAGACUCCAUAUGUUCAAGAGAGGGUUAAUGUAGGUUCCGGCCCACCUGGCUCCAAAGUCAGGUGGUUUCGUUCAUCAAGUGAUGAGCCAAGAUUCAUCAACACAGUUACUUUUGACAGUAAAGAUGACUCCCCCACCCUUGUUAUGGUUCAUGGAUAUGCUGCAUCUCAAGGUUUCUUCUUCCGGAACUUUGAUGUACUUGCUAGUCAUUUCAGGAUCAUUGCAAUUGAUCAGCUUGGUUGGGGUGGAUCAAGCAGGCCUGACUUCACAUGCAAAAGCACUGAAGAAACAGAGGCGUGGUUCAUUGAUUCCUUCGAGGAAUGGCGUAAAGCCAAAAACCUCAGCAACUUUAUACUACUUGGCCAUUCUUUUGGAGGCUAUGUCGCAGCUAAAUAUGCUCUGAAGCAUCCAGAGCAUGUUCAACACUUGAUUUUAGUUGGACCUGCUGGAUUUUCCUCAGAAUCAGAUGGUAAGUCUGAGUGGCUUACUAAAUUCAGAGCAACAUGGAAAGGAGCUCUUUUGAAUCAUUUGUGGGAGUCAAAUUUUACUCCUCAAAAACUAGUCAGAGGUUUAGGCCCUUGGGGUCCAAAUCUAGUUCGCAACUACACGACUAAUAGAUUUGGUGCAUAUUCAAGUGGGGAUGGGUUGAAUGAAGAGGAGUCCAGACUGUUAACAGAUUACGUAUACCAUACUCUUGCGGCUAAAGCUAGUGGAGAGCUGUGCUUAAAAUAUAUAUUUGCCUUUGGAGCAUUUGCUCGGAUGCCCCUUCUCCACAGUGCGCCAGAAUGGAAAGUACCAACAACUUUUAUAUAUGGUUUUCAAGAUUGGAUGAACUACCAAGGAGCCCAAGAAGCUUGCAAGCAAAUGAAGGUUCCAUGUGAAAUCAUUCGAGUCCCUCGGGGAGGGCAUUUUGUAUUCUUGGACAAUCCAGGGCGUUUCCAUUCAGCCGUAGUAUAUGCAUGCCGUAGGUUCCUCUCCAUUGCAGAAGAUCAGCAUCAGUCGCUUCUCCAAGGACUGACAUUGGCCUAAAAGAGAGAGAGAGAGAGAGAGUAUAUGUGGUAAAAUCUUAGAACCUGAUUAGGACUAUUUUCCUCAAUGAUGUUAUGUUUGAUGAAGUCAUUCUUUUACAAUGUUGUAUAUAUUUAUUUUUUUAUAUCAACGCUGUAGACGUCUAACGAAUGUACAUUCUUACUAGAAUGGAAUGGAUGAUUCAUUGCCCUAAUGCUAGGUUCAUAUUUAUUA
This is a messenger RNA of Malania oleifera, 1645 nucleotides long. RefSeq names its product 1-acylglycerol-3-phosphate O-acyltransferase. Bases 191 to 1432 code for a protein of 413 amino acids. The record is from RefSeq and is a predicted model, not a curated record. Gene Ontology annotation, molecular function: A2-type glycerophospholipase activity. The transcript is spliced from 9 exons. Lineage: Eukaryota; Viridiplantae; Streptophyta; Magnoliopsida; Santalales; Ximeniaceae.